AAAAAAAAAAAAAAAAGAAACCUGCAAUCAUUUGCCACAUUGAAGGGAACAAAUGUAGCUGGGGGCAGUGAGGGAGAGUGAGAGAGAAGGGGACAGGCAGAGAGAGAGAGAGAGAGAGGGAGGGAGAGGGAGAGAGAGAGAGACCUUCCAUGGACAUUGCACAUUAAAGCCACAGUGCAUCGUGGGAGAAGAUUACACACCAACUGACAGGUUGGCGGAAGGAGGAGAAGCUCAGGGAGUUUGGCGCUGCCCUGUCUCCGCCUGCUCCCCGCUGUGUGGCGUGCCUGUAUGCCUGCACACACACACACACACACACACACAGAGACUCACACACUCUCUCUCUGUGAGCCUGUCAGAGCGCCGGGCUCUCCGGGUGGGUAGGGAGCCGUGUUGUAGAGAGAGAUGUGCGCUCUGAGGAUGAGACAGCAUUUCUAACGGGAUCUUAUUUGCGAACUGGGAUAAUACACUGACACAGCCGAGGGGGCCCGAGCCCACCGGAACCAACCGCAUCAGCCAUGGAGGGACUGCUGUCUCCGAUGAGGACGCGGAUGACAGAGGGAAGGCGAUGUCAGGUCCAUCUCCUGGACGACAGGAAGCUGGAGCUCCUCGUACAGCCCAAGCUGAUGGCAAAGGAUUUGCUGGACCUAGUAGCCUCUCACUUCAACCUAAAGGAGAAGGAGUACUUUGGAAUCGCAUACACGGAUGAAACGGGCCAUUUUAGCUGGCUGCAGCUGGACCGCCGGGUAUUAGAACAUGAAUUCCCCAAGAAGUCCGGCCCUAUUGUCCUCUAUUUCUGCGUCAGGUUCUACAUUGAAAGUAUAUCCUACCUGAAGGACAAUGCAACCAUUGAGCUGUUCUUUCUUAAUGCCAAGUCCAUCAUCUACAAGGAACUCAUCGAAGUAGACAGUGAGGUUGUCUUCGAAUUGGCCUCCUACAUUCUACAAGAGGCGAAAGGCGAUUUCACCAGUAACGAUGCAACCAGGUCUGACCUGAAAAAGUUGCCUGCUCUGCCCACCCAGGCCCUAAAGGAACACCCGUCUCUGGCCUACUGUGAAGACAGAGUCAUAGAGCAUUACAAGAAGCUCAGUGGGCAGUCCAGAGGCCAGGCUAUUGUAAAUUAUAUGAGCAUUGUGGAGUCUCUGCCCACAUAUGGAGUGCAUUACUACGCUGUAAAGGACAAACAGGGGAUCCCGUGGUGGUUAGGACUGAGCUAUAAAGGCAUCUUUCAGUAUGACCACCAGGACAAAGUUAAACCCAGGAAGGUGUUCCAAUGGCGGCAGCUGGAGAACCUCUACUUCAGAGAGAAGAAGUUUUCAGUAGAAGUUCAUGACCCCAGGAGUAGGGCGUCGGUAACGAGAAGGACGUUCGGCCACAGCGGCAUCGCCGUGCAUACCUGGUACGCCUGUCCCGCCCUCAUCAAAUCCAUCUGGGCCAUGGCCAUCAGCCAGCACCAGUUCUACCUGGACCGCAAGCAAAGCAAGUCAAAGAUCCAUGCAGCACGGAGUUUAAGUGAGAUUGCAAUAGAUCUUACGGAAACAGGAACUUUGAAGACGUCCAAACUGGCCAACAUGGGCAGCAAGGGAAAGAUCAUCAGCGGCAGCAGUGGCAGUCUUCUGUCCUCAGGCUCUCAGGAAUCGGACAGCUCCCAGACAGCUAAGAAAGACAUGCUGGCAGCGCUGAGGGCCAGACAGGAAGCUCUGGAAGAAACACUAAGACAGAGACUAGAGGAACUGAAGAGCAUCUGCAUAAGAGAGGCGGAGCUGACAGGAAAACUUCCAAAAGAGUAUCCCUUAGAUCCAGGAGAGGAGCCUCCUACUGUGAGACGGAAGAUCGGCACUGCCUUCAAAUUGGACGAGCAGAAAAUCCUACCUAAGGGCGAGGAAGAGGAGCUUGAGCGUUUGGAGCGGGAGUUUGCCAUCCAGUCGCAGAUUACAGAGGCAGCCCGGCGUCUUGCCAGCGAUCCUCACGUGAGCAGCAAGAAGCUGAAGAAGCAGAGGAAGACUUCUUAUCUAAACGCACUGAAGAAGCUCCAGGAAAUUGAGAACUCCAUCAAUGAGUACCGAGUCCGCUCCGGCAAGAAACCCACGCAGAGGGCAUCACUUAUCAUAGAAGAAGCCAACAUUUGCUCUGAAGACAGCUCACUGUCUGAUGCACUGGUCUUAGAUGACGAUGAUCCUCAAGUCACAGGUACUCCAACCUUUUCUCCGGUAGCAUCGCCUCACAAGGGCCUGCCUCCGCGGCCGCCGUCCCACAGCCGGCCCCCUCCGCCGCAGUCCCUGGACGGUCUGCGACACCUGCACUACACGCGCUCCGACUACGAUAAAUCCCCAAUCAAACCCAAGAUGUGGAGUGAAUCGUCGCUGGACGAGCCCUACGAAAAAGUGAAGAAGCGCUCCUCUCACUCCAGUCACAGGCGUUUCCCCAGCUCGGGCAGUGCAGAAGCAGGGGGCAGCAACUCCUUGCAGAGCAGCCCCAUCAGGAGUCUCCCUCACUGGAACUCUCAGUCCAGCAUGCCAUCGACCCCGGACCUGAGAACCAGGAACACACACUAUGUACAUUCCACCAGGUCAGUGGACAUCAGUCCCACACGUCUGCACAGUCUCGCUCAGCACUUUAGGAACCGCAGCUCCAGCCUGGAGUCCCAGGGCAAGCUGCUGGUGUCCGAUCCGGACGCACACCCACACACGCUAGGCAGCCCGGACUUCUUCCUGGGUCCUGGACGCAGCUCCAAUGGCUCCGACCCCCUGGACGACUGCUCCUCCUGCACCAGCCAAAGCAGCUCAGAGCAUUACUACCCCUCCGGCGGACCCCCUGGCAGCAACCCAAACUAUUCUACUCUGGGAGAGGACUCACCCUCCAAAGCCAGACAGAGACAGAGGCAAAGGCACAGGUCUGCAGGCCAUUUGGGAUCCUCUAACUCCGGUUCAAUGCCAAACCUGGCAGCUAAGAACGGCUCGGGUGGAGGUUCGGGCGGCGGCGGGAUAGGAGGCGGACACCACGGAGUCUACCUGCACAGCCAGAGCCAGCCCUCGUCCCAGUACCGCAUCAAAGAGUAUCCGCUAUACGUGGAGGGCAGCCCCAACCCCGUGGUGGUGCGCAGCUUGGAGAGCGACCAGGAGGGCCACUACAGCGUCAAGGCUCAGUUCAAGACCUCCAGCUCCUACACGGCCGGGGGACUGUACAAGGAGGCCUGGGGGGGCGAGGAGGGGGGAGAGGGGAGCGGCCGACUCACGCCGUCGCGCUCUCAGAUCGUACGGACUCCGUCGCUGGGGCGAGAGGGGGGCGGAGGCGGCGGCGGGGGGAGGGCGGCGGUGUCCGAGGAGCUGCGGUGCUGGUACCAGAGGUCUUCAGGGAGCCUGAAGGAGAGGAGUCACUCACAUUCAGGAUCCACAUCAUCCGAGACCGGGUCACAGCAAGGCACUCUGGGACACGGUCGAGGGAGUCGAGUUGGGACACUCGCCAAGGGCUCACCAGCUGCAUCCCCGCACAGCCAGAGGAGCAUGACGCCCUCCAGCGAGCACGCAGUCACACCCACACCCCCCUGUAGCCCACAGCACAUCCUCAACUGGCAGAGCGGGUCUUUCAGUGACAGCUGUUUCCUCAGCAGCCCGCUGUGCUCAGAGCUGGCAGACGUGCAGUGGUACGGACAAGACAAGGCCAAACCCGGAACGCUGGUCUGAGACCGAGGACGGUCCUGUUUGCCCUCUCCUUACUGCCGCUCCACUGUCCCUCACUACUACCCAUCAACAACCAACAACCUCAUCCUGAAAGCCCUAUGACCACCCCAACCAGACCGGACGUGAGCCCCCCCCCCCGUCCCCCGAACCACACCACUUCUCUCACAGCUCAGCUGGGCAGGGACACACUCGCCGAGCUCUGAUCAGGGGCGGACUGAGAAACGCCCCCACCCCACCCGCCCCUCCCCCCUCUCAGCUGUUGAACUGUUGCCCUCCAGCACCACAGAGCGCUUUCUUUACUCACUUUACUUGCAGCACACAAGCAACAGGCGAAGGGGAAACAAGCAACGAGAAGAGAGAGCACAGAUGAAAAUCAGACACACAACACAACUCCAGACAUCGGCCGUUCGCGGGACGUGUUUCACAUCUCAUCCUACCCACUACGAUGCACUGCCACCCCACUGGAGGACACCUGCUGGAUAUGAGCCAACAGUUUGAAACCCAUUUAUCUUUCAGCCUGUCGUUGCAUUUCAUCAUCCGCAUUCUCGUCGUUUGUCGUUUUGUCUCUAUUUUUGCCCCGAGCGUUUGUUAAAAAGAGAAGGUAAGACUUCUCCGAGAGUCGAGAUUAACAAACAGCGACGCAAGGAAAUUCAAAAAUGUCUUCAUGUAAUUCCACAACCAAAGACAGCAGCUGGAGGUGACAGGUCAGAGGUCAUAAAGGUUCAUAAAAACCACCCGGAUCAGAGGAAAUGCUCAGUGGAUUCUCAGAUACUGUCAGCGAUGUUGAUGGGGAUCAUAGCAAUAACAGUGUACAGGUCUGUGAACUGGUUUGACUCUGCAGAGUGUGGAGCGACGAGUGAAUCGUUGGCAGAUUUUGAAGUGGUGGUGAUUGGGUUUGGCGUUGGCUUUCUUCAGUGACGCGAAUCACUCAUGUUUAUGUAACAUCAUUAAAAGAUUUGUUUGGCCACGCGGCGGCCGUUCGAGGUGAGGGUGAGGAGCCUCUUAUCAGUGUUGUGGUUUGAUCAUUCCUCCUUUGAGUUUCACCGUGAAGGACGGUGGCCGGUGUCUGCCGGCAGUUUGAUCCCGAGGCCGCUCUGAGGUGAGCUGUUCUGACCUGCUCUGGUCCCGACUGUCAGUUAUCGCCACUCCGAGUGUCCGUCGGCCCCCUCGGUAGCGCCGCCUUUUCUCGCCUCCCUCCCGCUUCGCCCAACUUUCUUUAACCGGUUCCAAACACGUUGGUGCUCUGCGUUCGUACUGUAGUGAAGUACAGAGACAUUUUCACCCCUUUAAAUCUACCCAAUCGAAAGCCAUCCAGCAAGGUCGCAACAGCAACACGUUUUGCUGAAGUUUAAUUUGUUCAGACAUACUUUGAAAGCACAACAGUGUUAAAUUGAGGGCUUUACCUGAAGAUAGUGUGUUCUCGCUACAAGUGCUACUACCAAGUGUUAAUUUUCACGAGUAUGCAGACGAGUUUCAGGUUGCUGACGAUGAAUGCUCCACCGUCAGGGCAGAAGAGAAGCUGUAGCCAGACCUGAGAGAAAUUCUUAGCCAUCGGUUAAGUUACUUUCAGACGUAUCCCGAGCAACAAUCAAACCUUCAAAACAGGGUUAUAAAAGCACACCUGGUUUUAUAAAGGAAGAAACAUUGUUUUUUCUCUUUCACACUUUUCUUCUUUCAUCAGCAUCUCAACAAACGCUCUUGAAUUCAUGAGGUUUUAAUUUUGUUAAAAUUAUGACAAGUUGUAAAUCUGACUUAGAGGAAGCUUUUCAAUCAUCCCGAUAGAUUAAAGUUGCUUCUGUGCUGUUCGGCACAGGAGGAACGGUCUCCAUUCCCCCCCCCCCCCCGUCCUCGGUAGUGUCGUGUUUCCGUUCUGCUGUCGAUUUGCUGUAAUUUUCUCUGCCACUUUCUGUGCUGUUUCAGCACAGAGGCGUGGCCCCACUCCCCGCAUGGUCGCUUCUCCAAAACUUAUUCACCCAUGCUUGGUCAAAUUUGACAAGUCUUUACCCAUAAUUGAAAACAGCGAUUCCUGCUGAGCGUCUUAAUAAUAUGAACCCAUGACUUCCUGUGUGUUCAUGUCUGCUCCUGCAUCGUGUUUUAAAAUCACAGGGUCCCGUGCAUGCCCUGCAGAUCCACCCGCUCCAAACGAAGACACCCCCCCGCCCAAAGACAGCGUUUCACUUCGUAACGCAGAUUUUUGCUCCAUAGUGACAGCCCCUAAAUAACAACGUAAUUCUGUCCUUGUAAUCUCCAACCUCUGAACCCAUCGUGAAGACGUGUGACAUCCAUUCCCUCCGUAUUUCCACCCGCGACUGAUUUCCUGUGCUCCAUGCAAAUGUUUUUUUUGUAACGAUCCAAGAGAAACUAUUUUAUCAGUCUUUUCCUGUACGUAUGGAGGGGCGCCGUGAGGUUUUUUUGUGGGGUUUUUAACAUUCGCAUCCAUUGUUUUAACAACGUCCCAUUUUAUAUGAACCGGUAUUGUUUGUUGUUUUUUUCAGUUCUGACAUUGUAACAACCCUUUCAGGUGCUACAAAAUGACCAGUUACUGCUUCGUCACGUAGGAUCUAGACGUCUCUCCAUUCUUAUCAAUAGAUUCAAUACCAGAUGUGCAAAAUGAAGCUUAUUUUAACAGACAGUUUAAUAGUAGAACACUUCCUCUACCAGACAAUAGAGCAUGUAACUCGAUUUUAUCAGUUCUCUUCAACCCGUAACAAUACAUUAAAGGUGUUGUAGAAAAAAAUGUGGAAUUGAUUUAAAAAAAACAACAAAACAAAACCCUGAAUUCCACAGUUAAUUUAUUCUUUUUUCUAUUAAGAAUUUGUAUAGUAACUUUACAUUUUUCAAAACUGUGUUGUUGGAAAUUGAUGAUGAAUUUUCAAGAUGAGAAGCCGUGGUGGUUCUUGAGAGUAAGAAAAUAAAUUAUUGAUGAAUGUUCUCAAGA
Molecule: messenger RNA, 6615 nt
Organism: Salarias fasciatus (jewelled blenny)
Lineage: Eukaryota; Metazoa; Chordata; Actinopteri; Blenniiformes; Blenniidae
Gene: frmd4a
Product: FERM domain containing 4A
Exons: 24
Coding region: 516-3680 (1054 amino acids)
Biological process (GO): establishment of epithelial cell polarity
Cellular component (GO): cytoskeleton; adherens junction; bicellular tight junction
Source: RefSeq, a predicted model, not a curated record